AUGUCGAAUCGCUUCUCGGUCUUCUCCACCCAGUCCGCCGGUUUCUCGGCUGGGCCGAGGCCGACCUCCCAACAUGCGACUCAAGUUUCGACCACCACCUUGCUGAACGCUCUUCAUUCGUUCUAUACCGCUGGCCAGCCCUACCAACUGGAUUCUAGUACUAGUUUGGUAGUCAAUACCUGGGUCACCGCCGCGACUACACUGCCCGAUGGCCGCAACGGUGCCACCAUUGACCGUGACUUGGCCAUUCGUGCCUGGGAACACGCUCGGAGGCGUGCUGAGGAUGGCUGUAUUGCCCUCUGCUCCCUCCACCAGUCGACACCGUCAUUACUAGAGCCUUUCAUCACUGCGCUUCCCAUCUCUACACCGGAAGUCGCCUACACUGCACUCGCAACACUGCGACCAUUCCUCUCUGCAGUCACAUCCUUCAACCCGUCUUAUUCUCUCCACUCAGCUUUAUCAGCCUCAUUUACGUUGACCCUUCAGGGCCAGGUCGUGGGCCUGUCCCUAGCUCUCUCUUCAGCGGGCAUCAAUGUCCGCAAGGGUCUUUUGGAAAUCCCCAACGAGUCUGGUUUCCGUGCCUUUGAUGCUUUCUACUACCUCCUCACCUCCGCAUCCACUCCCGCUGAGCGAGAGUUUCUCGAUCUGAGAGACCCCUCCCACUAUACUCUGCUCAACCGCUCCAACACUUACAGCCCUCCGUCCUAUCUCCCCACUGCUGAUGACACCGCAUCCGCCGAGGAUCUCCGUGCCAAUCUGAAAACUAUUGGUAUUAAGGGUGCUGCCCAGCGAGGCAUGCUCUCCGUUCUCGCAGGUCUGCUCAAGCUGGGAAAUGCCGCCGGCCUUGAGGUCGACCAAGAGGAGCUCGAAGAGGUCUGUGAGGACGUCGGGGGUCUCCUUGGCUUAGACCCCGAAGUCCUGCUGCACAAAUGUUCGACCGACGAACGCGAAAUCUUGAUCAUUGGAAUUUACGAAGCCCUGAUCGACUGGAUUAUUAGUAAAGCCAAUGAAGCCAUCGCUACGGAUAUCCAGGCUCUCCUAGAGAAUGAGUCCAGCAACGGUGGUGCCCCUCAGUGGUCCAACGAAGACACCGUUGGACUCACCAUCAUUGAUAUCCCUCGCCCGGCACUUGGCAAAGCUAUUGCCAUGAGGGGCGUGUUUGAUGACGACCUUGGCAUCAACGCCGAGAUGAAAGAAGACGGCAUCUCUAUCCCUCCAAUCGGCCAGUCCGUCACAACCGAGAUGAACACCGCAGUGGCCCAAGUUGAGCCAGAUCUGGGCAUUAUGAGUGGUUCCGCUGGACGCGAUCGCGAAUAUGAGAACGAUCGACGACAGGGAGUCUUGGAGAAGGUUGGAGUCGAGGCUGAAAGCGAUUCUUUCCUGCGUCAAAUCCUCUUCCCAGUCGACACCGAAGGCAUCGCCGUCGGAAAGCGUGGACGCUUUGAUCUUCCCACAAUUCUUGGUAGCAGCCGUGUUUGGUACCACCUCUCAAUCCAUCCCACCGAUGACCUGCCAGAGCAACUGCAGGCCUCUGCCAACUCUUGGUCUGCAGGUGCCGUGUCGCGUCAGUUGCGCGACUGGCGACUGCCUGAAUGGGCCAACCGUCGCAUCAAGCAACUCGAUUUCACUGCCGACUUUGAUGUUGAGGAGUUCGUCGCUCGGUAUUCCCGCCUUGGCUGCGCCGAAGGCCAGGACGGCGUCGAGAAUUGGGUUCUGGAGAGAGGCUGGAGCAACGGGGACGCGGUUGUUGGUCAACAACGCAUCUGGAUGAGAGAAGGUGCUUGGUGGGAAGCCGAGAGUAUGCUUGAUCUCAAGCCUGAUGAGGCCGCGAACCCCUUCGGAUAUGGUGCUAGAAUGUACGAGCCUGGCAUGACCCCAGACGGUACUCCCAUGGGCGAGUCCACAAACCUCCUCGGCCACGGCGACAUGAUGAUGCACCCGGCGGCCAUGAGCGCGAUGGCCCCCAGUGUCAUGGGCGGCGCCAAAUCAAUUGCCCCCAGUGCUCUCUUAAACCCAAUGGCUGGUGAUUAUGGUCUCGGUCAUAAGGGAGAUGACAACAAGGGUGAUAUCACCUACUACGACCAAUACGGUCGCUACGUUGGUGACGGUGACGUUGAAUUCGGUGAACCAAACCACAUCGAGAAGACACCAAUCACCUUCGGUCGUCGACUGUGGGCUGGAUUCGUCUGGGCCAUAACCUUCUGGAUUCCCUCCUUCGUACUCAGGUAUAUUGGCCGCAUGAAGCGCCCGGAUGUUCGCAUGGCCUGGCGAGAGAAGUUGGUCCUCAUGGCUCUGAUUCUGCUCUUCAACGCCAUUGUCUGUUUCUACAUCAUGGCAUUCGGUACUCUGCUCUGUCCCAAUAAGGACAAGGCUUGGAACACAAAGGAGGUUAGCUGGCACACAACAGACGACAACUUUUUUGUCAGUAUCCACGGUCGCGUCUACGAUAUCUCGAAAUUCUGGCGCCAGCAGCACAGUGAUAUCAAAGGCCUACAGGUAACGAGCUCGGUCAUGCAAGAACUCGCUGGUACCAACCUGGAUGCCUAUUUCCCGCCUCCUCUUUCCCAGUAUUGUGGAACCAGCGCCGAUUUGAACAUUGAGUUGGGGAACAAUGACACCACGGCUGUUCUGUACAGUCAGGCGAAGCACAACUGUGGACCUCAGAACUUCCCGCAGACCAGUACUAAGCUCCACAAGUUGACCUGGUAUUCGGACGUCUUCCUUCCAAAGAUUACCGACUACUACAAGGGUGAGCUGGUCUGGACGAAAUCCACUAUCAAGUCACAAGCCAAUGAUGACCAACGAUACUGGGCCAUUGUCAAUGACAAGGUCUAUGAUCUCACGGACUAUUUCUACACCCUCGACCUGAAAAACGAUUUAUCCUCAUACUCCUUCUUGCCCGACUCUGUUACCACGCUCUUCAAGGACUACCCAGGAACCGACAUCACAUCCAAAUGGAAGGAUACAUCUGAGUUCCAGAAUGCUCAGAGGUGUCUCGAUUACGUCUUCUAUAAGGGCAAAACCGAUUUCCGCGAGAGUCCCAGGUGUACUGUUAACAACUGGAUUCUGCUUUCCUUCGCCAUUCUUAUCUGCGCCGUGGUUCUCGUCAAGUUCUUGGCAGCUUUGCAGCUGGGAUCGAAACGUCGGCCUUCACCUCAAGAUAAAUUUGUCAUCUGUUUGGUCCCCGCCUACACCGAGGGUGAAGAUUCUCUUCGCAAGGGACUUGACUCUUUGACUGCGCUGCAAUACGACAACAAGCGGAAGCUGAUCUUCGUCAUCUGCGAUGGUAUGAUCGUUGGUGGUGGAAACGACCGACCGACCCCCAAGAUCGUCCUUGAUAUUCUGGGUGUUGACCCCAAGAUGGACCCUCCGGCACUGCCUUUCCACUCCGUUGGCCAGGGCAUGGAACAACUCAACUAUGCCAAGGUCUACUCUGGUCUCUACGAGUACGAGGGUAACGUUGUCCCUUACAUCGUCGUCGUAAAGGUCGGAAAGGAGUCUGAGCAGCGCAAGUCUAAGCCCGGAAAUCGUGGAAAGCGUGACUCGCAAGUGCUCCUGAUGAAGUUCCUGAACCGUGUGCACCACCGUGCUCCCAUGUCGCCUAUGGAACUUGAAAUCUUCCAUCAAAUCAACAAUAUCAUUGGCGUGGACCCUGAGCUUUACGAGUACUGCUUCAUGGUCGACGCAGAUACUAGUGUCAAGGAGGAUUCGCUGAAUCGAUUGGUGGCUGCUUGUGCGGCGGACGCUAAGAUUGCCGGUAUUUGUGGUGAGACUAGUCUCGCGAACGAAGAGCGCAGUUGGUGGACUAUGAUUCAGGUGUACGAAUACUACAUCUCGCAUCAUUUGUCCAAGGCCUUUGAGUCUCUCUUUGGCAGUGUCACCUGUCUUCCCGGAUGUUUCUGCAUGUACCGUCUUCGCACUGCGGACAAGGGCCGCCCACUCAUUAUUUCGGACAAGGUUAUCAAGGAGUACGCUGAUAAUGAUGUUGAUACGCUCCACAAGAAGAACUUGCUCUCCCUGGGCGAGGAUCGUUUCUUGACCACUCUCAUGACCAAGCACUUCCCUACCAUGCGCUACAAGUUCGUUCCCGAUGCCUAUGCAAGCACAGCUGCUCCCGAGAGCUGGAGUGUGCUUCUCUCCCAGAGACGUCGUUGGAUCAACUCAACUGUCCACAAUUUGGUCGAACUGGCCGCUCUGAAGGAUCUCUGCGGCUUCUGCUGCUUCAGUAUGCGCUUCGUCGUUCUCGUGGAUCUCCUUGGAACGAUCAUUCUUCCGGCUACCUGUGUUUACCUCGGUUAUAUCUUCUACCUGAUCGGCAGUCACACUGGACCCUUCCCGAUGAUUUCGAUUAUCAUGUUAGCCGCUGUAUACGGUCUGCAGAUUAUCAUCUUCAUCGUCAAGCGACAGUGGCAACACAUCGGUUGGAUGGUCAUCUACCUGAUGGCCUUCCCUAUCUAUAGUUUCAUCCUUCCGCUCUAUUCCUUCUGGAAACAAGACGACUUCUCAUGGGGUAACACCCGCGUCGUCAUCGGCGAAAAGGGAGACAAGCGCAUCGUCGCCGUCGCUGGCAAUGAAGAAGCCGACUUCGACCCUCGCAGCAUCCCCCUCCAACGCUGGGACGACUACGCAAUGGCGAACAACCUCCCCGGCCGCCGCGGCGAAAUGGGCGCCAGCCAAGAGAAGAUCUAUUCGAACGGCCGCUACGUGGACGACAUGGGCAUGGAAUUGGACGACAUGCACUCGCAAUAUUCCUCCGUCAAGCCCGCCUCCACCAUCCUAACCGGAUUCCCAGGUGGCCAAGGCCGUCAUGGCAACCCGUACAUGCCACCGCAGUCACCCGCCCCCUUCGUCGGCGGUAAUGUACCCGGCAACCGCAACUCACACAUGUCCAACUUCUCCCGCUACACCGACUUCCCACAGAUGGGCACUGGUGCUCAGAAUCAGCAUCCCGCCGCAGCCUCCAGACACAUGUCCAUGGGCGGUCUGAGCGGCUACCAAGAUGCACCGGGCCACCAGAGCCGUCACAGUCUCGGAUUCAUGCAAAGCCACGAAAACCUCCUCGGUAAUCGGUCCCGCAGUCCCCUAGGCCAAGGCCAAUACCCGCCCUCGCGACCUGCCAGUACUGCCUUUGAUUUCCGUGGCGCUGCCGGCGGUGGCCCCGAUGAGUUGGCUAUUAGUGAAGCAACGCGUUCCUGUCUUGCUGAGGUUGACCUUGAUACCGUCACUAAAAAGCAGGUCCGUGUUCUUGUCGAACAACGAUUGCAAACUACUCUCACCGGCGAAAAGCGUGCUUUCCUUGAUCGCCAGAUCGAUCAUGAAUUGGCUAAUAUGUGA
Messenger RNA from Penicillium waksmanii, 5334 nucleotides. It is a transcript of the gene csmB, whose product is annotated as putative chitin synthase. Gene Ontology annotation, molecular function: chitin synthase activity; ATP binding; cytoskeletal motor activity. The record is from RefSeq and is a predicted model, not a curated record. Gene Ontology annotation, cellular component: myosin complex; cell septum; cell periphery. Bases 1 to 5334 code for a protein of 1777 amino acids. The transcript is spliced from 3 exons. Lineage: Eukaryota; Fungi; Ascomycota; Eurotiomycetes; Eurotiales; Aspergillaceae.